UUCUAAGAAACAAUCAGCGUUCACUCUGAAAUAUAUUGUAAACCUCAAUAUUUUUAAAGCUACCUCAAGUUAGACAGCAAGGAGAAGUUUUUACGCUAUGCCCUGGUCAGCAUCUCAACAAACACGCCUUGGAUAUGAGAAAACCUUGCUUGAGCAGUACUUCCGAAACCGUGUAUCUUGGAUCGACCCAACAGGCAACACCAGGGUCGAAAUCAGAGUAACAUGUACUAAUAACAAGGAGUACACAUUGAGGAUUUACGUCCCUUCCGAUUUUCCCAAUAGCUGCCCUGAAAUGGUGGUAAGCAGCCCAUCGCGUUGCUUGAGUAAACGAGACGGAGCGGAGAUGUGUUUUGGAAGCGAUGGCGACCACACUUGGGGAAGCAAAGAUGGCUGCACGAAAAUUUGUCAUUACAAACCGGCCGCGUGGACAGACGACAACACGCUUUACCAGGUUACCAUGAAAGGUCUGAUUUGGCUAGAGGCCUAUGAGGCGCAUCUCCGCACAGGAAAUUCCCUAAGUGAUUACCUGCAGCAUUACUAAAUGAGCGACAGGGAUUUUUGUGUAUGACUGACUAAAUUAUAAGGUUAUCUAAAUUGUACUGAUUUCAAUUCAGAAACAUUUCAGUAUCAAACUGAUUUAUUUGGUUCUACUCCUGUACCAAACACAACAGUUUGCUCAAACUUUGGGGAAAACUUCUGGUAUUAAAAGGGAUGGCAAUUUCAUUUUUUGGUGUACGCAACUGCAAUUUGGAGUAGAGUUUAAAGAUAAAGGAGGAACACUUACUGCUAACUACCUGAUUUCAUGAAAAUUUCAUUUUCGAACUGAUUUAUUUGUUUCUACCUCUGUACCGAACACAAUAUUUUACUCAAAUGGUAGGGAAAACUUCUAGUAUUAAAAGGAUGCGUUUUCCAUCAAUAACUUUUUAAAUAAUUAGAUGUUCCUGCUUUUCUUGAAACAAACGUGACCGCUGCUAUUGAACUGUAAAGCUGUAAAGCACGUAAUGGCUUUUUUAUUCGAGUCACCUCCGUCUCCUUAAAUGAGACGUGUACCCUAUUUUAUUUUACUGGCAAUGAGCAUUGUGAGUAAAUGAAAUAUUCUAUACAGUUACUUUAGCGCAAAAUUGCGCAGUGUUGUUUUGACAAGAAUUAAAUUCUGACAUAAUCACAACAACCAAUCCAUUUCUUUUAGAAUUGCUGU
This is a messenger RNA of Pocillopora verrucosa, 1198 nucleotides long. The record is from RefSeq and is a predicted model, not a curated record. Lineage: Eukaryota; Metazoa; Cnidaria; Anthozoa; Scleractinia; Pocilloporidae.